Rana temporaria (common frog) is the source of this 810-nucleotide messenger RNA. Its product is annotated as extracellular calcium-sensing receptor-like. Gene Ontology annotation, cellular component: membrane. Gene Ontology annotation, molecular function: G protein-coupled receptor activity. The coding region runs from base 1 to 810 and encodes 269 amino acids. The record is from RefSeq and is a predicted model, not a curated record. The transcript is spliced from 4 exons. Gene Ontology annotation, biological process: G protein-coupled receptor signaling pathway. NCBI's taxonomy places the organism in Eukaryota, Metazoa, Chordata, Amphibia, Anura, Ranidae.
AUGCCUAUGAUUGGUUAUACAUUUGAGUACAAGUAUUCUCAGGAUGGAGACAUCGUUAUAGGAGGGAUAUUCUCUGUACAUUCUGUAGUGUCACAGUGGAGUGAGGAAGGAAGUUUUAUUGAAUAUCUCGUGUGUACAGGGGUUUACCAGAGAGAAUACAGACAUCUCCUGGCUUUUAUAUUUGCUAUUGAUGAGAUAAACCGCAGUCCAGAUAUUCUUCCCAACAUAACUCUGGGAUAUCAUGUGUAUGAUUCUUGUGGACAUGUGAAUAAAGCUAUAAAAGACGUUCUACAGAUAUUGUCUGGACAUACAAAGGAAGCUCCAAAUUAUUCCUGUAUGGAGCGGGGUGCCCUGGCUGGUUUCAUUGGAGAUCUCCAUUCUGACACCACUCUCCAAAUGGCCCAGCUGCUGAGUCUAUAUGGUUACACCCAGAUUAGUUAUGGAGCCAGAGAUACUUUGCUGAGUGAUAGAAAGAUGUAUCCAAACUUUUUCCGGACAGUUCCGGAUGAUGAGAUGCAAUAUGUGGCCAUAGCAAAGUUACUGGAAAGGUUGAAGUGGAACUGGGUCGGGAUCCUUACAUCUGAUGAUGAAUACGGAGAGAGGGAGAUCCGACAUCUUAGCAAACAUUUAUCUGAUCAUGGAAUUUGUAUUGAAUUCAAGAUUCUGGUGUCUAUAAAUAAUCAUAAUAAAAUUCCUCCAGAGCUGCGGAGCUCAACCACGGAAGUUCUUAUUAUUUGUGGCUCAUUACUGCAGCUUGGCGUUUACAUUCCCCUAUCUCUACAUAAAGGAAAUGCUGAAAUAUUUUUAUAG